AUCCCUUCUCAACUGCUAACCACCAUGACAUCUAGAGUGGUUAUUACCGGCUUAGGCCUUGUCACCCCACUAGGGGUAGGCGUCAAAACCGUCUGGCCCGCGCUUUUGGCUGGCCAGAGCGGUCUCGUCUCUACCACCACCAUCGAGGAGAACCAGGACCAAUGGGCGUCUGUGCCUUCCAAAGUUGUCGGGAGGGUGCCACGGGGCCUGUUAGCCGACGGCAAAUGGGACGUGAACGACCAUUUUGACGCGAGUGAUGCGCGGCGUGUCGCGCCGUUCGCACAAUACGCGAUGGCGGCGUGCGACGAAGCGCUUCGCGACGCGAACUGGUUCCCAGAAUCAGACGAAGCCAAGGAACAUACUGGGGUGUGUGUGGGCUCCGGGAUCGGCUCCCUUGAGGAUUCCUACGCCAACUCUGUCGCUUUUCACGAGAAGGGCUACCGCCGCGUGCAGCCUUUGUUCAUUCCUCGUUUGUUGAGUAACAUGGCGACGGGUGCAAUUUCUAUCAAACACCAGUUCCGCGGCCCUACACACUCUGUAGCAACGGCCUGUGCCACAGGGGUUCACUCUAUCGGCGAUGCUGCACGUUUCAUCAAGGACGGUUAUGCGGAUGUGAUGAUUGCGGGUGCCGCCGAGGCAUCGCUCCAUCCGCUAGCGCUCUCGGGCUUUGCCAGAGCCAAGUCAGUGAUCACAGGCUUCAAUGACGCACCGGAAAAGGCGUCCAGACCGUUUGACAGUGCGCGGAACGGGUUUGUGCUCGCGGAGGGUAGCGGGAUCGUGGUGUUGGAGUCGCUUGCACACGCGCAACGGCGUCGUGCGCACAUCUACGGUGAAAUCGUCGGGUACGGUUUGAGUGGCGAUGGCCACCACAUCACUGCACCCUCACCCAACGGAAACGGUGCCCUCCGUGCCAUGAAGGGUGCCUUGCGCGACAUCCACGGUGGCGAAUCGGUUCCGCCUUCGGAGCUCGGAUACAUCAACGCCCAUGCGACAUCGACACUUUUGGGCGACCGUGCGGAGAACGAGGCGAUAAGAUCAUUGUUCGGGGAGAACCCGGAGUUGAGUGUUUCCAGUACGAAGGGUUCUAUCGGGCAUUUGCUCGGGGCUGCCGGUGCCGUGGAGUCGAUUUUCACGAUUUUGGCGAUGUAUCAUGGCCAGAUGCCACCGACGUUGAACUGCGAACAUCCCGGUGAGGCAGAGGGGGACAACAAGGCUGAUUUUCUGUUUGACUAUGUUCCGCAGAGUCGGGCUAAAGACGUGAAAUAUGCAAUGUGCAACAGUUUUGGCUUUGGCGGAACCAACGCCUCGUUGUGCUUUAAGAAGUACGAAAAGACUUAAGAGGGAAGUUGGAGCGUGUAAAUAGAGACAUAACUGUUAAAAGCCAUUGGAUUGUAAGGUGAGAUUUCAGGUAAAUAAAAAACAGAAGGCAUUGACUCGUGGCAAAGUCUGGAAAUUGGUUCGUACUCCCCCAACGUUUUAAGUAGUGACUUAUCUCUAGGUACGGAACCACGGCUAAAGGUAAUUUACCUAGCUUUCCCCCCGGUCGGCUAGAGAUACCACGGAUAUACUCCGAAAUGUUUUAUCUACGAUGGUUGAAUUUAUGAAAUUAC
Messenger RNA from Babjeviella inositovora NRRL Y-12698, 1610 nucleotides. RefSeq names its product fatty acid synthase (gene CEM1). The coding region runs from base 25 to 1338 and encodes 437 amino acids. Gene Ontology annotation, biological process: fatty acid biosynthetic process. Lineage: Eukaryota; Fungi; Ascomycota; Pichiomycetes; Serinales. Gene Ontology annotation, molecular function: 3-oxoacyl-[acyl-carrier-protein] synthase activity. The record is from RefSeq and is a predicted model, not a curated record. The transcript has a single exon.